Messenger RNA from Morus notabilis, 324 nucleotides. Its product is annotated as tropinone reductase homolog At2g29150. Lineage: Eukaryota; Viridiplantae; Streptophyta; Magnoliopsida; Rosales; Moraceae. The transcript has 2 exons. Gene Ontology annotation, molecular function: oxidoreductase activity. The record is from RefSeq and is a predicted model, not a curated record.
AUGGCUGAAGCGUCGAAAAUUAACUCCGGGGAUAAGAGGAGGAGUCUUAAGGGAAAGACGGCUCUGGUGACCGGCGGAACGAAAGGCAUCGGACAUGCCAUAGUAGAAGAGCUAGCAGAGUUUGGGGCCAUAGUUCACACAUGUUCCCGCAACCAAACUGAAUUAGACCAACGUUUGGAUGAAUGGAAAACUAAAGGUUUCUAAGUAACUGGAUCAGUGUGUGAUGUCUCACACAAAGACCAAAAGGAAAAGCUAAUAGAAACGGUUGCUUCUCUGUUUCAGGGGAAGCUCAACAUCCUUGUGAGUUUACUAUUUUUUUCGUAA